This is a messenger RNA of Durusdinium trenchii, 975 nucleotides long. NCBI's taxonomy places the organism in Eukaryota, Dinophyceae, Suessiales, Symbiodiniaceae. The record is from the annotation of a GenBank genome assembly.
AUGAUGAAUUGUGCGAGUGAUUGCGAAUGCCCGCAGGGCCCAAAGAGUUGCAGGCCUGCCCACAUCGUCACCGAGGGUGAUGCAAUAGAUGCAGUCGAAGAAGUUGCAGAAUCAUCCGAGUCACUGUCCAGGUGCAACAAGGUCAAGUUGUGUUUUGAGCGCUGUGAAUCCCUGGACACGGAAGAACCACGCUCCCCACUAUCAAGUGGGAAGUCGGAAGACUUUGGAGACGAUUUUGCUCUAAGUGGCCUAUCCAAGGAGAGUGCGCUUGACUUGCAGCACUGCCUUCUCCAAGCAUUUGCAUCUCCAGGGUUUCAGAAGAGGCUACAUGUGAUUGCCAGAAGAUACAGAGCCUCUCAGGGUAAUGAUCCUGAAAGCUGGAAGGACUUCAAGAACUUGGUGCGGUCUUUCCAAGCCGAAAUCAUACCAGCAUAUGGCUUCGAAGCAUCCAGCCAAGGCGUUCACGACAUGCAGCGUGCUUUUGUAGCGUUCGAAAAUGACCCAGACAUUUACGUGAAUGCUGCGGCCAUCAACGAGGCACUUUUCAGUGCUAUGAAGCUGCCUGACUCAAAGAAGGACCCUACCGAAUGCAUAGGCUUUGGCCGGAAGCCUGGUUCCAGGGUCACAGUCAUGGAUAUGCUCCACAACUUGAUCAUUGCUUUCAGUGGCCCUUCAUUUCAAGAGGAAAUCCGCAAGCUCAAAGUCAGAGCCAACUUCAAUGCUGGACGAGUAGAAGAUCCACGAGGCUAUUACCACUUGCCUGGCAGGGCAGAACUUGCCCUUCCCUUUCAGCAGCCGACUCUGAAAAGCUAUGGCUUUUCGGGAGACAAGAAUGGUGUUCGUGACAUGGUUCGAAGCUGCAUACCAUACCUUGCCGACCCUGAAGUGGCAAGGACCUUUGAUGCAGUGAACUUGAAGCUUGGCAUGUCUCGAGCUGCGGCUGAAAACUUUCGCGAGCUAGCAUGUGAUCUGUAG